AAUGAUGUGCCCUACCACAACGUCCUAAUGCCCAGCAUUUUUGGUGUAAUCUGCUUCUUUGGGAUUAUUGGCAACUGCAUUGUCAUCUACACCAUUGUGAAGAAGACCAAGUUCCGAGCCCAGCAGACAGUGCCGGACAUCUUCAUCUUUAGCUUGUCUUUAGUGGACCUCCUCUUCCUCCUGGGCAUACCCUUCCUCAUUCACCAGCUCCUGGGCAACGGUUCCUGGUGCUUUGGUGACAUGUGCACGGUCAUAACCGCCCUGGAUUCCAACAGCCAGAUAGUGAGCACCUACAUCCUCACCGUCAUGACUCUGGACCGCUACUUGGCCACGGUCCAUCCCAUCCGCUUCAACCAUGUGCGCACACCCUGCGUGGCAAGGGCUGCGGUGGGGCUGGUGUGGGUGCUCUCCCGGGUCUCCAUCACUCACGUGUGGAUGUAUGCUGACCUUAUGCCCCGAGGUGACGGCUCAGUGGGCUGUGCCCUCCUGCUGCCCAAUCCAGCCACUGACACCUACUGGUUUACCCUCUACCAGUUUGUGCUGGCCUUCGCCUUGUCUCUGGUCAUCAUCAAAUCAAAAUAA
Molecule: messenger RNA, 582 nt
Organism: Oncorhynchus gorbuscha (pink salmon)
Lineage: Eukaryota; Metazoa; Chordata; Actinopteri; Salmoniformes; Salmonidae
Product: melanin-concentrating hormone receptor 1-like
Exons: 1
Biological process (GO): neuropeptide signaling pathway
Cellular component (GO): neuron projection; membrane
Molecular function (GO): melanin-concentrating hormone receptor activity; neuropeptide binding
Source: RefSeq, a predicted model, not a curated record